AAAAAUAAACUCCUCCCCAGAGCUGGAGCUCCCGUCGUACUUCCUCAAAAGCAAACGGAUAAAAAGUCACACACUGACCUACUUUGACAGCAGCAGAAGACGGAGUUAGACCCCAGGACACCUCAGCAGACUCUUUGACUUUUGGACUUCAGGAUGUUGCAGUUUGUCUGCGUGUUGCUGCUGGCAGCUUCAGCUCUGGGACACUUCGAUGAAGCUUCUCUGGACGCCCAGUGGGAGGAGUGGAAGAUCACACACAGGAGGGAAUACAACGGCCUGGAUGAAGAAGGGAUCCGCAGGGCCAUCUGGCAGAAGAACAUGCUGAUGAUCGAGGCCCACAACCAAGAGGCUGCACUGGGCAUGCACUCCUACGAGAUGGCGAUGAACCACCUGGGCGACAUGACAUCGGAGGAAGUGUCCCUGAAGAUGACCGGCCUGCAGGUCCCGUUGACCCGUGAGCCCGCCUUCACCAUGGAUCUGGACGGCAAAGUGAACAAGCUUCCCAAAUUUCUUGACUACCGCAAGAAGGGCAUGGUGACUCCAGUGAAGAACCAGGGUUCUUGUGGUUCCUGUUGGGCCUUCAGCUCGGCCGGGGCUCUCGAGGGCCAGUUAGCCAAGAAGACAGGUCAGCUGCUGGACCUCAGUCCCCAGAACCUGGUGGACUGCGUCACCGAGAACGACGGCUGCGGAGGAGGAUACAUGACCAACGCCUUCAAGUACGUGCAGGAAAACGGAGGCAUCGACUCCGAGGAGGCCUACCCGUACAUCGGACAGGAUCAGCCGUGCCGCUACAAUUCCUCAGGCAUGGCAGCCCAGUGCAAACGCUUCGAGGAGGUCCCGGUGGGCGAUGAGCACGCUCUGGCCAUUGCGCUGUACAAAGUGGGUCCGGUAUCCGUGGGCAUCGACGCCACACUGAGCAGCUUCCAGUUCUACAGCAAAGGUGUUUACUACGACAGCAACUGCAACAAAGACGACAUCAAUCACGCCGUGCUGGCAGUUGGAUUUGGAGUGAGCGUCAAGGGCAAGAAGUACUGGAUCGUCAAGAACAGCUGGAGCGAGAGCUGGGGCAAACAAGGCUACAUCCUGAUGGCACGCAACCGUGACAACCUCUGCGGCAUCGCCAACCUGGCCAGCUACCCCAUCAUGUGAGGAGACGAGCGCGUGGAGCUCAGAGGAACAUGAGGGAGGACCAAGGGGGCUUUGCUUAAACUACUACACACAAAGAAACGUUCAUUCCAACAAUCACUACAAAACACAACAGAUCUGACUUUGUUUAUGGGGGUGUAUAUUUUUGAAUUUGAACUUUUUGGAGUGACAAAAAGGGCUAAAUGUUGUGGAGUCUUAAAAAAUGUCUGAGGGCGUUUGGUUGUCUUGAAGUAUCUGAAGCACUUUGCAGUCUUUUUUUGUUUUUGCCUCCACAGUGUGGUCUGCUCCAUUAAGAAACACAAUCCAGGGCGUGGUGCCGGUCGGUUUGGUGACAAGAGUGUCGCGUUAAAUACAAACCCACAAGGCACAACCAACAUUUCGCAGUGUUUUGCAGGUAGUGGGUGAUAGUUUUAGUCCCUAGCUUUCUUUUUUUUUAAAUACAGUUUGUGUGAAAUGUUUAAAUUCAGUGUGACGGGAAACAUUGCUGGGCAAUGGGAGCUCUUCCUUUCCUGUCGGUGCAGAGUCAGUUUAAAAAAACAAAAUCGUAAUCAGCGUUUCUCUCGAUCGUCGUUGACUCAUGUCGUCGUCGUCGUUGUUGUUGUUGUUGUUCUGUUCAGCACUUUUCUGAUGAUCAAACUGUAAACUCAUGUUUUCUAUGAAAUUGAAUAAAGAUUUGAU
This is a messenger RNA of Larimichthys crocea (large yellow croaker), 1821 nucleotides long. It is a transcript of the gene ctsk, whose product is annotated as cathepsin K. Gene Ontology annotation, molecular function: cysteine-type peptidase activity. Bases 154 to 1146 code for a protein of 330 amino acids. The record is from RefSeq and is a predicted model, not a curated record. NCBI's taxonomy places the organism in Eukaryota, Metazoa, Chordata, Actinopteri, Sciaenidae. The transcript is spliced from 8 exons. Gene Ontology annotation, biological process: proteolysis.